AAGAGAAAAAUAAACAAGUAAAAAAGACGAGAAAAAAGGAGGCCAUAGACGACACAAAAUCUAUAAAUCUCGACGCGUAUAUAUAAACUUUUUUUUCGCCUUCUCCUCCUGUCUGAAUAUAUCUGCAAUUCAAUUCCAGAAGGCCCGAAUCGAUCGAACCCUAGCGGCCUCAUCGAUCUCCAUCGCCAUAUCUACGCACCCAUCCAAUCCAAUCCAUCGUCGUCUUCUUCUUCUUCUUCUUUCUUCCUCCUCUCAUCGAUCAAUCAGCUUCGUGUUCAUCAACCCUAGUAGCUGCUGCUACUACCCUCGGAGCAGCUUGGUGCGAGUGUUGGGCUCUCCUGUCGUCGAUCUCAAGCUCUGGAAGAACGGCCGGCGGCGGCGGCGGCGGCGCAUCAUGGUGAUGGUGAGCAUGGAUAGCCCGGGCGGCGGCGGCGGCGGCGCGAUGGCGCAGCAGCAGCAGCAGUCGGAGGAGGACCUCGGGCCGCCGUGGCUGCGGCCGCUGCUGCAGACGAGCUUCUUCGUGGCGUGCGGCGCGCACCCGGACCUGAGCAAGAACGAGUGCAACCUCUUCUGCCUCGGCUGCACCGGCGACGCCCUCUGCGCCUACUGCGUCCCGGCCCACCGCGACCACCACGUCGUGCAGAUACGGAGGUCGUCGUACCACAACGUGAUCAGGGUAUCGGAGGUGGGGAAGCUGAUCGACAUCUCGCACGUGCAGACGUACGUGAUCAACAGCGCCAAGAUCGUGUUCCUCAACGGCCGGCCGCAGGCCAGGCCCGGCAAGGGCGUCACCAACACCUGCGAGAUCUGCUGCCGCAGCCUCCCGGACUCCUUCCGCUUCUGCUCCCUCGGCUGCAAACUGGGAGGAAUGCGGUGGGACCCGAGCCUGACAUUCGCCAUCCGGCCGAAGCGCAGCCAGGACUCCGGCGACGGCUCCGGCUCCGACUACGAGUCCUUCAGCCCCAAGAAGCCGAGGAAGGCCGGCUACGAGCUCGGCCGGUUCGACCGGGGCGUCCGGUGGUCCGACGACGAGGGCAGCAAGUCCAACACGGCGCCGAUCACGCCGACCACGCCGCCGAUCAACCGGUGCCGGCCGUCGAGGAGGAAGGGCAUCCCCCACCGUGCACCCUUCUACGGUUAGACCCACACCCCAACGAAAAUGAUCACUCACCAUAAUCGAAUCACUAGCUCAGUAGUUCUUCAGCCAAAGUGACCAAAUCCUACCACUGCUAGCUAGCUUGUCACAAAUAUAUACAUACAUGAAGUGUCAGGUCUGAAAAAUACUUGAAUAGUGAAGUGAUCCACUCAGCUACUGUUAGGUCACACUAGCUAGAGAGUUGAUUAGCUAUAUAGCCUGAUACAUAUAGCUGUAUAAACAUACAAGAAUAUAUAUACACAAUAAUCUAGGUCUUGAAGUAUAUAUAUGUGUAUAUAUAUAGGCCAUGGUGGUGAUGGCCUGGUUUCCAUGUAGACACAAGGUUAAAAGAAGGAAAGGGAGACACAGGGAUGAUUAGAACACAUAGGGUAGGGGUUUUUAAUUAGUUUGGGGGGUUAGGUCGAGAUUGAUAUGUGAAAAAGGAAUAAGCAUCAUGUAUUUAUCUCGGUUUGUGUAGUAUAUACUUGUUGGCUGCUUGCCUCCACCACCCAAUGCGUUUAUUAGCGUUGUGGUGUGUAGUUUUCCACUUUAAGUUUCAGAGUUUCUCUUUUCUGGGACUUAAUUUGUAUAGACAGUGUAUGAUGCUUUACUGGGAAAAAUAAGGAAAAAAUGAAAUGAUGGAUGACUUAAGCUUUUGAUUUUAAUUACUUUCUUGUAACUUAUGUGAAGGUGGAAA
Oryza brachyantha (malo sina) is the source of this 1832-nucleotide messenger RNA. RefSeq names its product protein RGF1 INDUCIBLE TRANSCRIPTION FACTOR 1. The transcript is spliced from 5 exons. NCBI's taxonomy places the organism in Eukaryota, Viridiplantae, Streptophyta, Magnoliopsida, Poales, Poaceae. The record is from RefSeq and is a predicted model, not a curated record. The coding region runs from base 395 to 1141 and encodes 248 amino acids.